AUGUUCGUUAACGACACUUGGGGCCUCAGUUGCUUCGGUGUCCCUUAUCCGCAGGAGCUCCUCUUCAACCUGACCGACUCCCCAGGCUACCUCGAGGGGUACGUCCCUGUGACGCGCAUCCCUGGGCUGCCCAAGGAUGUCGUCUCGAAGGUGGUGUUCCCGAAUACCAUCGUCGAUUUCAAGGCUGGCCCACAGGGCUGGUCCCUGGAGAUGCAGUGUGUCCAGUGGAUGGGCCACGUCGUCUUCGUCGGGAUCAACUACUACUCCAAGGUCAACAGCGAGGCCGCCUUCCAGGAGAUGGACCGCGCGGCUCGUGCGCGCGGCCUGGGCCUGUGGCUGGACCACGGCUUCGGCCUGAGGCGCGUGAGCUUCACGGACUGCGCCAACGCCUCCGGCACGGAGGCAGAGCUCGCGGUCUGA
This is a messenger RNA of Prorocentrum cordatum, 420 nucleotides long. NCBI's taxonomy places the organism in Eukaryota, Dinophyceae, Prorocentrales, Prorocentraceae. The record is from the annotation of a GenBank genome assembly.